GCGUUACCAUGACUGUGCUAUUAAUGUUCAAUGCCCGCUCCAGUGGCCCAUUGUCUGUCAAACAUUAACCAUUGUCUAAAAAGAUCAGCUGAGAAAAAAUCUAGAAUCUGGUACUUAAUUAUUUCUCUACGUCUGACUCAGCAAGGUUUGUUGUGCAGACCUGAACUCAUCUGACAUUUCAGUUGUUGUUUUUUAUCUCAUUGCCUCCAGCGUUUUGCUCAGUAGUUGUUCAGAAAAGAGAAUGAAAAUACAUGUAAUUCGCUUCAGGUUCUGACUCCAAAACAGGCAUUUUCUGAAGCGUUUUUACUUUCUGAAAACCCCCUCCUUGUGAAUUUCAGGCGGUUAUGUCGACGCGGACUAUCGAGGUGAAAGCUGCUGAUCAGCAAGAUAUGGCAGUGGAAGAGCCCGAAACCCAUGCCGCAAAUAAUAGCGGCCAUCCCGACACACCACCCCCACCCUACGAUGAAACGGUCGAGGUUGCCAUCGUGAGCAAUGGCAAGGGUGGGCCCGCACCAAAGAAGAACGGGGAGGUCCUGCAGAACGGCGAGCCAUCCAAGCGCAAGGGCAGCCAAGAAGACGACAAAGAUGACAAGAAAGAAAAGAAGGAGGAAGUCGAACCAGUUAGCGUCAUCAGCUUGUACCGUUUUGCCAACGCGUUGGAUAUUCUCAUUACGCUGCUGGCUGUGUUGUUCUCCAUCGCACAAGGCAUGUCCUUCCCCCUUCUCCUGCUGUACUUCGGCGACAUCACCGACACUCUGAUCGGCUCGGUGGAUUUGGGCGGCACAAAUUCCACCGCCACCCCCGAGCAGCUUCGAGAUGCCUUCAUAUCCGAAAUCGUCAGAUUCUGCGUCAUCUACGCCAUUCUGGGCGUGGCCGUGAUGGUAGUGGCCUACUUUGCCCACUCCCUGUGGAACACCACGGCCGCGCGCCAAAUGUUCAAGAUACGUCAGCGGUUCUUUCAGGCCAUCCUCCGUCAGGAGAUCGGCUGGUUUGACACCCACGAGAGCGGAGAGCUGAACACGCGACUGUCCGACGACGUGGAGAAGAUCAAAAACGGGAUUGGGGACAAGGUGGGCCAGUCCCUGUACAUGCUGACUGUCUUCGUAGGGGGGAUCGCCUUGGGCUUCGUCAAGAGUUGGAAGCUGACACUAGUCAUCCUGGCCAUCUCGCCGUUGGUCGUCCUCAGUACCUUCCUCAUGACCAAAAUUCUGCAAACUCUCUCGCAGAAGGAACUCCAGUGCUACGCCAAGGCUGGAGCCAUCGCGGAAGAAGUUCUGUCUUCCAUCCGAACUGUGGUGGCCUUCGGCGGCCAGGCAAAAGAAGUCGACAGGUAUUCUUACAGGCUGACGGAAGCCAAAUCGCAAGGUAUUAAGAGAAACGUCGCCCAGGCUGCCGGUAUCGGCGUGGUGUAUAUGGUCAUGUUUGGCGCCUACGGCUUGGCUUUCUGGUACGGCACAAAGCUAUUUUUGGACAACGAGCUCGCCCCUGGAGACAUCCUAGUGGUGUUUUUCUCCGUGCUGUUUGGGGCCUUCUCCUUGGGGCAAGCCGGGCCGAACAUCGGCAACAUCUCCCAGGCCAGGGGGGCUGCUGCUGUCAUCUGGAAAAUCAUCGACCAGGUGCCCAACAUAGACAGCAGUUCUGAGGAGGGUCUGAAACCGGACUCCAUGAUCGGUGAAGUCAGCUUUCAGGGAGUCCAUUUUGUUUACCCCUCAAGGCCCGAAGUCAAGGUUUUGAAUGGUAUAGACCUAGAGGUCAAGCAAGGCCAGACCGUGGCGUUGGUGGGUAGCAGCGGUUGUGGGAAGAGCACAACCGUCCAACUAAUCCAGCGAUUCUACGACGCCAUAGAGGGAGUGGUGAAAAUUGACGGCAACAAUAUCAAAGAUCUGAACGUGAAGUGGCUUCGCCAGAACACUGGCGUGGUCAGUCAAGAGCCGAUACUUUUCGGAUGCUCCAUCGAGGAGAACAUCCGCUACGGCCGCAUGGACGUCACGAUGGAGGAGAUCAUGACCGCUGCCAAGGAGGCUAAUGCCCACGACUUUAUCAUGGCACUUCCAGAGGCAUAUCAGACCCUGGUUGGCGAGAGAGGGGCCCAGCUCUCUGGAGGCCAGAAGCAGCGCGUGGCCAUCGCGAGGGCGCUAGUCCGCAACCCCAAGAUCCUCCUGCUGGACGAGGCCACCUCGGCCCUGGACACGGAGAGCGAGGGCACUGUCCAAGCCGCGCUGGACAAGGCCCAGAGCGGCCGGACGACUCUGGUCAUCGCCCACCGCCUGUCCACCAUCCGCAACGCCGACAUGAUCUGUGCGUUCAAGGACGGGGUGAUCGUGGAGCGGGGCAGCCACGCACAGCUGAUGGAGAUAGACGGCGGUGUUUACCAGCAGCUGGUCUACAUGCAGGCGCGCAAGGAGGAAAAACCCGAGGAGGCCGACAAAUCGGAAGAGGAUCUGGACGAUGAGGACAAGGAAGAAACAGAGAAGAUCAUAAAAGAAAAGGGCGCUCCGUUGAUGGACGGCACUCAGCAUCCAGGCACCCCGGAGCCGGGAACCCCCCAUGCCAGGACGUCCAGCUUCAAGGGUAUGAAGCGCAUGCACUCCGUCGUGUCCACCCACUCCAAAGAUGGGGAAGAAGAGGAGACUGAGGAGGAAAAGCUGAAGGAUUUCAGCCUCGGUCGCAUCAUGAAGCUCAAUGCACCGGAGUGGUUUUAUAUCGUCAUCGGCAGCAUUGCUGCGGGCAUCAACGGUGCCGUGCAACCCGCCUUCGCUGUGAUUUUCAGUCGCGUGCUGAAGGUGUAUUCCUACGACAAAGUCACUGAAGUGGACCUGAUCAACUCACAGACCACCCUGUUUUGUCUUCUUUUUGCCGGAAUCGGUGUCAUCACGAUGGUGGCUAGUCUGGUCCAGGGAGCAGCACUUGGCAAAUCAGGAGAAGAGCUGACAAUCCGACUGCGACACAUGGCGUUCAAAGCUAUGCUCCGUCAGGAGAUUGGAUGGUUUGAUGACAAGAAGAAUAGCACCGGAGCAUUGACAACAAGACUAGCAACCGAAGCCUCUGAAGUCCAAGGGGCCACCGGUGCCCGCAUCGGAGUCAUGAUGCAGUCGUUGUGCAACAUCGGCGUUGCCAUUAUCAUCGCUUUCAUCUACGGUUGGCAGCUGACCCUGCUGGUUUUGGGCUUCCUGCCGUUCAUCGCCAUCGCUGGCACCGUCGAGUGGAAACUCAUCCAAUCCUCCUCCCAGCAGGACAAGGAAGCUCUGGAGAUUUCAGGAAAGAUUGCUACUGAAGCUAUCGAGAACAUCCGUACCGUGGCUUCCCUGACUCGCGAGGAAACCUUCUACAAGAGUUACUACGAUCUACUUGUGGGACCUUACAAGACCAACAUGAAGCGAGCUCAGGCCAGCGGCCUAGCCUACGGACUCUCCCAGGCAAUCAUCUUCUUCGCCUACGCCGCCGCCUUCAGACUGGGCGGCCAUCUUGUGGCCGACGGAACGAUGCUGUUCGAGAAUGUCUUCCUGGUGUUUUCGGCGAUCAUCUUUGGAGGUUUUGCUCUCGGCGGAGCCACUGCCCUGGCGCCAGACUAUUCCAAGGCCAAGUUUGCCUGCGCCAACAUGUUCCGCCUGAUGGACCGGGAGCCCGCCAUUGACUCGUACAGCACCGAGGGAGAGACUAUGGACAACUACAACCCCGAGGUCCGAUUUGAGGACAUCCGCUUCCGUUACCCAUCUCGCCUCGACGUGCCGGUCCUGCGCGGCCUGACGGUCUCCGUCAAGCCCGGAGAGACCCUCGCUCUGGUCGGAAGCAGCGGCUGCGGGAAGAGCACCUCCAUCCAGAUCCUGGAGAAGUUCUACAACCCCAGGAGUGGCACUGUGCUUUUGGACAAUCACGGCCUGGACACCCUGAACAUCCAGUGGCUGCGUGCCCAGAUUGGCCUGGUCUCCCAGGAACCCAUCCUCUUUGACCGCACCAUCGCCGAGAACAUCGCCUAUGGCGACAACUCCCGGGAGGUGGCCAUGACGGAGGUCAUCGAGGCGGCCAAGAAAUCCAACAUACAUGACUUCAUCGCCUCGCUGCCAGCUGGUUAUGAGACCAAAGUCGGUGAGAAAGGCACCCAGCUGUCCGGCGGCCAAAAGCAGCGCGUGGCCAUCGCGAGGGCGCUAGUCCGCAAUCCCAAGAUCCUCCUGCUGGAUGAGGCCACCUCGGCCCUGGACACAGAGAGCGAAAAGGUGGUGCAAGCGGCUUUGGAUGAAGCCAAGAGGGGACGUACCUGCAUCACCAUUGCCCAUCGGCUGUCCACCAUCCACGACGCCGAGAAAAUCGCUGUCAUCCGACACGGGAAAGUGGCCGAGAUCGGCCGACACGAAGACCUCAUGCAGCUACAGGGCCAGUACUACAGCCUGUACACCAAACAAGAUAUGCAGAAUUAAGCAUUGCAGAAACCUGCACGUACAACUACAGGGUACACCGGCUUCAGCAAUGGACCGUUCCAAAUUGGCCAUUCGUAAUGGACUUUUCCAAAUUGCCCAUUAGUAAUGGACUGUUCCAAAUUGGCCAUUAGUAAUGGACUGUUCCAAAUUGGCCAUUAGUAAUGGACUUUUCCAAAUUGCCCAUUAGUAAUGGACUGUUCCAAAUUGGCCAUUCGUAAUGGACUGUUCCAAAUUAGCCAUUAGUAAUGGACUUUUCCAACUUGCCCAUUAGUAAUGGACUGUUCCAAAUUGGCCAUUUGUAAUGGACUUUUCCAAAUUGGCCAUUAGUAAUGGACUGUUCCAAAUUGGCCAUAAGCCCCGCCCACCUUUAAUUUCUGUUCACUUCUCACAGAGCCUAUGACCAAUUCGAAUGAGCUGCCGCGGUCACAUGACCAAAAGUCACAAUCUAAUUGGCCAAUGCCUAUGCUUGACUGACAGGCAGGAACGGUCCAUUGUCGACUCCGGUGGUGUGGGACACGGCUUUUUUUUUCCCCCUCACCAGAAGCCGAGGGUGACAUGCGUCCUAAGGAGUUUUUUAAAAAAACGUGGCCCACAUCACACUGACAGCAGUCAACAUUUUGUUGCAUCGUAUUAUAUUGUAUUCAUAUAUCACGUCAUAAAGUUUGUAUAUCACUUGUCAAUCUGCACAGUUUAGGUUUUGGGAGGGAAAAACUUUGAACUUGACAUCCAAAUUGUUUGGUUGACCUUCCAUAAAAUGAGGUACGUGUUGAGCAGUUGUUAAUGUAUUCCAUAAAUUCUCAGAUUUAGCUCAUCCUCAAAUUCUAGAUUUACCCAAAAAUGAUUAAAAAUUUGACUAGAAGUGCCUUGUGCUUUGGUGUAUAAAGCCAAGAAAUCAAAGCAAAUGGUUUGUGCAUAAAAAGUGUUAAAUGGGCAUUGUUAGCGGGUAUUUUUUAAAUCAGCUUGACUCGGGGGAAAAACAUUACUAUGAGGAAGCUUUAUUUUUGCUACGAUUUCAGUCCAAACUGUUCUUGAAAAACCAUAUUGGAGAUUUCAAAAAUGUACUCCAUGUGCCACCUCUUGAGGGUGCUGUUUGCCUAGCAACAAGAGUAUUUGGCCUCCCAAAAUUUCACUGGUACUCCGUACAGUUGCUUUGCUUGUUCAUGCACUUAAACAGUUGUAUGCAUGUGAGGUGUGAGGUAACCAACCACUGGCCAGAUUUUUGUACAUGUCUUGUAGAAACGCCUGCUUUUACUGUGUACAAUAUUGUUGUGUUUCAGAUUCACGAAAAAAAAUUUGCACUUGAGCGUUUUUAACAUAUAAUUAUUAACCGAGCUGUUUCUGUAAAUAGUGCAUCGUAAUAGGAUUAGUGUACAUGUUGUAUCAGACUAUUUUUCAAAUUCAAGUAAUUUGAUGUUAAACUGAAUCGUCUUUCUAUUAUUUAGAAACCUCAGAAAUGCAGUGUGUGAAGGAAUAUAUUGAAAAAGAAGUUUUUGAGUUUGUUGUUUUGGUGAUGGUUUUGAAAUGUGUUAUUUCUGAAAACAUCAAAGGGAAAAAUAAUAGUGCUCAUUGGAGCGUGCAAACUGUUUGAAGUUCUUAAUCGGUAAAUUACUUACUCGACACAAACUUUUCAAAAAGCCUUGGGCAACUUGUAACUUUACAUCACUUUAUUGUGUUAAUUGUUUGCAAAAUUUAUUUGUGAUUUAUUGCUUCAAGAAUAAAAAAGAUGACUUUGUUUUAAUGGAAAACUUCCUCAUAAUUUUUUUUGCGAAACAAUUUAUUGUAUAUUGUUUGUAAUUCACUAGGACCAAACAUAACUAAUCAUUUUACUUAAAACUUGCAAGAAUUUUAAAAGUUAGUAAAGUAUUUGCAAUUUGAUUUCAAAAAAAGGAGGGGAAAAAAUUGAGAGUUUAGUUUUCCUUCAAUCUGUUUUGGUGGUUCAGUAAACUCUGUGGUGGCAUCACAAUCAAAACAGGAACAAAUGCAUGUUAAUUUUGUUUAUAAAUGAUAAUUUGUAUUAAUAUUUGGGCUCUUAUCUUUUCGUGAUAUGAAAGUCUUUCAGAAUUAUAAGCCAUUCAUCACAAAUUGUCUUAAGCCAGUUUAAUAACUACUUUGAAACAACGAAAAAAACUAUAAUCCAAUUGUACGGUAGUUCAGUGGGGUGUAUAAAUUUCAGCUGUAUUACUAACAGUUAUCACAUAUUUAUUGUUAUAUUUUAGUCUUUGAUCUGUGUUGUAUAUUGAAUUAAAAAAAAGGCUUUUGUUUGAGUUCAGUGCUAAAACCAAA
Patiria miniata (bat star) is the source of this 6698-nucleotide messenger RNA. RefSeq names its product ATP-dependent translocase ABCB1-like. NCBI's taxonomy places the organism in Eukaryota, Metazoa, Echinodermata, Asteroidea, Valvatida, Asterinidae. Bases 345 to 4415 code for a protein of 1356 amino acids. Gene Ontology annotation, biological process: transmembrane transport. The transcript has 26 exons. Gene Ontology annotation, molecular function: ATP binding; ABC-type transporter activity; ATP hydrolysis activity. Gene Ontology annotation, cellular component: membrane. The record is from RefSeq and is a predicted model, not a curated record.